UGGAUCAUUUACACGAAUUCGUCCAACACUAAAAUAGAGGGAAAAACCAUAUUCAGUUAGCGCUGAAACGAUCACAUAUUGAUCAUCUGUGUUGAUACAUAUAUUUUUGAAUGUUUAUGUGGAAUGGAAAAGAUUUUGGAGCAUAACUUGAUUGAAUAUUUUACAUCUAAUGAAAAUUUUUUAGCUUUUGCUUUUUGUAUCGGUUUUUGAUCUUGAUAUUAAAUGAGAUAUUCGUUGUUCUUCAGAAUGGUUGCUCUAUGAUCAAGAAAACUUCAGAAUCCUAUUAAAUAUUAUAGAUCAAACCGGUAGAAGAAACAAAAUCAAAAAGAUUUUUCAUUAAAUAUAAAACUUUCUUCCAAUUAAGUUGUGCUGGGAACGAAAUUAACUGAUGCGUAAAUAAUUCUAGCAGAAGGAAAUUCUCGAUUAGCAACAACAUUUCUUUACAAAACUAUAUCUUCGACGGAUUUUAAGAAAGUAUGAUUGAUUGAAAACGGAUAAGUUUUCGGCAAGAAAAGCAUAAAAUUGUUUAUAAAAGCAUAAAGAGCCAACUAAUGGCAGGAGCUAAAAACAUUGUAUUCAUAGGUACAGUUUACUUCACCGCUUAAAAUAUGUUUCGUCGAAAUUCCCGAAGACACUUGGGAUGUUCCCUUGUUAGUCAUACUCAGGUCCGAGCUACUGACGUUAAAAUUCUAUUAACACGUUUUAUACUACUUUGAUUCAUUAAUAAUUUAUAAUAUUGUGUUAUUUCAUCAUAUUGACCUGUUCUAAUAUUUUCAACAAUCUGUUUGAAUGAGAUAAUGCCUUGAUCAUACAUUGAACAAACAAUUUCUAUUUCAAUCCGCGAUACUCGUAAUACUUGUCUUUUCUUGAUGUUAUUAACAGACGUUUCAUCUCAAACAGGUGUCUUUAUACCUAAAAAAGAAAAAAAUCAUGUUUUAUAUCAUAUUGACAAUUUAGAUAAAUACAUUGUCUUUUAGACAAAUGGAUCCGUUAUUUGUUCAAAGACUAGGUGUUAUAAGACAAUUUAUCAUAUUACGAUGCCAAUGCAUCAUUAUGAACGAUCAACAUUAGUCGAUUUAUAUGCUAAACUUGGUCCAACACCUCGUCGUUUUUGCGAUUUAACGGGGAUACCAGUUGAAGCAAUUUAA
Didymodactylos carnosus is the source of this 1148-nucleotide messenger RNA. The record is from the annotation of a GenBank genome assembly. NCBI's taxonomy places the organism in Eukaryota, Metazoa, Rotifera, Eurotatoria, Philodinida, Philodinidae.